AUGGACCAACGUCGCGGCGGCGGUGGCGGCGGUGGCGGCGCGGCAGCGGUGGGGGAGACGGAGGAGGGAUUGAAGGGGCUGGGGGUGGAAUUGGAGGUGGAUUUGGAGGAAUUGGAGGGGAUGGUAUCGCCGAGGCGGUCGCCGUUGCCGCCGGGUGGACAUCUGCACACGCUAGCACCUGCAUUUCAAGUCGACGGCGACGAACGGGACUUGCUGAGCCGCUACUCGGAAGACAACGACGCCAACUCUGGCCACAAUGUCGCCGAGCUUUGGUCCCCUCAGCUGGCCGCACAGCUUGCGCAGGACGCUGAUACUGUCUCUGAUCAAGGCGACGGCGGAGGCCACGUGUGCCCCGAGCCAAAAUGUGGCAAGGGACUGCGUGGAGAGGACUCCCACAGCGGGACGCUCCUUGAGCGCGCCGGCCUGAGACGCCGACGCGACCUCUUUUUGUCAGAAUUUGUGCCUUGCACUCAUCGGGCCAAUCCCUACCCCUCACUGUCCACAGCUUUGCCUGCAGCAUCAAGGGCUGUGGACAGCGGUUUGCGACUGCAGGUGCCUUACACCGCCAUAUGGCGCGGCACGAUAACAGCCGAUUUUGCCAGACGUGUGGUCUCAGCUUUCCCAAUCAACACGCCUAUACCCAACAUUGUCGCAACGAGCAUGUUCCUUGUACUUGUGACCUCUGCGGCCGGGUACGUUGUCCGGCACAGCUGUGUGGCGCCGCCAGUACCCAGUCAAGCUCAGGGGGGCGAACUUACUCUGAUUGCCGCCCUUGCGCCGGCCUCUUUCAGACGUACUCUACUCUGGCGCACUUGCGUGAGCACAAUGCCAACUAUCAUGCUGCCGUUGGCGUAGUGCAGCAGUGUAUGUUUAAAGACUGCACCAAGGUGAGGUCACAGUCUGGCCCUUGUGCUCGCGAACUUGAGCGUUUUGGGCAGAACCGUGACGCAGCGCCAUGGUUUCGACGGCUCCCACGCAGGUGUUCU
Molecule: messenger RNA, 986 nt
Organism: Monosiga brevicollis MX1
Lineage: Eukaryota; Choanoflagellata; Craspedida; Salpingoecidae
Exons: 3
Coding region: 1-855 (284 amino acids)
Source: RefSeq, a predicted model, not a curated record